Molecule: messenger RNA, 1068 nt
Organism: Polistes canadensis
Lineage: Eukaryota; Metazoa; Arthropoda; Insecta; Hymenoptera; Vespidae
Gene: Rpn12
Product: 26S proteasome non-ATPase regulatory subunit 8
Exons: 3
Coding region: 207-1007 (266 amino acids)
Biological process (GO): proteasome-mediated ubiquitin-dependent protein catabolic process
Cellular component (GO): cytosol; nucleus; proteasome regulatory particle, lid subcomplex
Molecular function (GO): toxin activity
Source: RefSeq, a predicted model, not a curated record
UAAAAAUUGUAGUAUUAAAUACGAUCAAUGUCAAAAUAAAUAGAAAUAGAAAUUGCGAUAAAAUUGAAUCAAAUAUAAAUUUAAAUAAAAUAUGUGUUCCCAAAAGACAAGAAACUCAUUCGAAUAGUUUACCGAACGCAUUGUAAGAUUUAGAACUGACUUUACCAGAAAAUUUUGCCAAUGACAUUUAAUUCCUCGUAAUAAACAUGGCUGCGCUGAAGGAGGUUGUUUCUUUAUACCAAAAUUUAAAACAAGAGUGGACAAAAACACCUUGUAAUUUAAUAAAAUGUGGCAAAUUACUUAAUCAAUUAAAGGUGGGUCUCACGCAUUUAAUGUUCCUACCUACAUCCAAUAGUACAGCAAGUCAGAAUGAAUUGCUUAUAGCGAGAGAUAUAUUAGAAAUUGGUGCUCAGUGGAGUAUAGCAGCAGAAGAUAUACCUUCUUUUGAAAGAUAUAUGGCCCAAUUAAAAUGUUAUUAUUUUGAUUAUAAAUCAGGAUUACUUGAAUCUGCUUACAAAUAUCAACUUUUGGGCCUAAAUUUGUUAUUCCUAUUAUCUCAAAAUCGUGUAGCAGAAUUUCACACGGAAUUAGAACUCCUGCCUUCCGAUCAAAUACAAUCGAAUCCUUAUAUUCGACAUCCAUUAAGUUUAGAACAAUAUUUGAUGGAAGGUUCAUAUAACAAAAUAUUUUUAGCCAAAGGCAAUGUACCAGCUGCAUGUUAUAACUUCUUCAUUGAUAUAUUAUUAAAUACUGUUCGUGAUGAAAUUGGAGCAUGUAUGGAAAGCGCAUUUGACAAGAUUUCUAUUAAUGAUGCUUCUAGAAUGCUUAAUUUAUCUACCGAGAAAGAUAUGAAAGCCUUUGCUACCAAGAAAAAUUGGAAUUUAGCUAAGGAUGGAUACUUUUACUUUAACACAACGCAUGAAAAGAAAGCAGAAGAACCAAUACCAAGUGCAGACCUAGCUACACUAGCUAUAGAUUAUGCUAGAGAACUUGAGAUGAUUGUUUAAUAAAUUUAUAUAUUUUUCUGUAUUUUAAUUAAAUAAAUAAAAAAUAGUAUAUAAGAAACUA